AUGAGGAAGGCAGCCGGGUUAGGGGGGGUGCAGCUGCAGAUCGAGGUGAGCGCCGAGCACGAGUGGCGGCAGUUGCUGGAGCGCGCGGGUCUCGUCGUCGUGGACGUUUACUCGGACUGGAGCGGUCCGUGCGCCGCCAUGGUCAGCACCUUGAGGAAGAUCAAGAUGGAGAUGGGCGACGACGCGGUUGACUAUGCGGUCGCGCGAAACGACGACAUCAACGACCUCGCGAGAUUCAGGGGCAGGAGCGAGCCCGUCUGGAUGUUUCUGCGGGACGGCAAGAUGGUGAACCUGAUGUUCGGCGCGCACUGCCCGCGCUUGCGGAAGUUGUUGCUCGAAGAGAUAAGGAGAAUGCGACAGGCGGAGGCUCCGAAGUGGCGGCUAGAUGUGGGCGAACGGGCCCCGGAAGAGGAAGUCCGCUGGCAGAAGCGAGAAGCCAUCAGGAAAGCGCUGGAGGAGAAGAAACGGGCGAAAGAGGAGGCCGAGAGGCGGGAGAAAUACGAGCGAUUCAUGGCGCAUAUGGUUCUCGAGCUCUGCGAGGAAACGGCGCUCGUGCUUUAUCCGUGGGUCUUCAAGGACGAGAACGACAGGCCGAGAGACAAGCUGCUGAGUCCGCCGUACAUGGAGCUCGUCCAAGAUCUCUUCAGGCAGUGCUACGACGUGCAGGAAGAGUUGCGACUCGAGUUGAACGAGGACACGAUCGAGAGGUUGCUCGUCGAGAGCGGCGUCGACGUUACCGACGAAUUGAUAAAAGAUUGGCCGGUGCGUUAUCCUUAUGAGGAUUCGGACGCGUCGAUCAAGCAGCCGACUCGCGCGAUCGACGACGCGGAGAAUUAUCUCAUCAGCAUCAUCACGACGCAGCCGCCUCCUCUCUUGUCAACUAUAACCGGCGUACCUGUGACCGGACCGACCUACGACGCGCCGUCGUACAUCGAGAGGCACGUGCACGUACACGAGCCAGAUCCAGCAGUCGAGGGUGACGUGCGCCGAGUGCACCCUGCCGUUUGGGUGCCUCCUCAGGCCAGAAGCAAAGUUCACGUCUUCAAGACCCUCUUCUCGGCAUACGUGGAGAAGAGUCAUCCUUACGUGGAGCCGGCGGCUCCUCUGCCUCUGUGCGCCUUCAAAUUCGAGGCAUCCAAGUUCAGUGUCGUGCGAGACGCGUACGAGUCGCGCGGCGACGCCGUCGUAUACUUCGGCGCCUUCGAGUUCGAUCAGCCGCCUCAUGCGAGACGCCUCGCGUCCUCGCCCGACGAUUUCGACAAAAAGGUGAGACACAAAACUGGCGCCGAGGUGUUCGUACUGAUAGUUCGAAGAAUCAACGAAGAAAUCUUUCUGGCUUUUGCCGGCAUCGAGCCGUUUUUCGUCACGGAAAUCGAAGAUGUAGCUCAACGGAUGAUAAUGGAAUAUUUUCCCGAGGGAGCUGAGGAUGUGAUACCAUUAUCGCCAACUGAAGAGGAAGCCUUUUACGAGAAGGAGGAAGAAGUUUAUGAAGAAGGAGAAGAGACAGAGGAAUUGGAAGGAGAUGUCGAUUAUUGA
Messenger RNA from Harpegnathos saltator (Jerdon's jumping ant), 1536 nucleotides. RefSeq lists its product as uncharacterized. Lineage: Eukaryota; Metazoa; Arthropoda; Insecta; Hymenoptera; Formicidae. The record is from RefSeq and is a predicted model, not a curated record. The coding region runs from base 1 to 1536 and encodes 511 amino acids. The transcript has 5 exons.